AUGACCGGAGGGUAUAAAUUAAGAGAUAGGGGAGACGCAGGGAAUCGUGAGGAUGAGGGGGAUGACACAUUGGCAGUGGCCCCACAAAGGGAUGGUAGUGAAAGCAAUUCAGAAAUGUCUGUGUCUAUCGCCGAAUAUAGGCGGUUGGAGCUUAGAGUCAGAUUAGCAGAAAUCGAGCUAGAAACGCAAAGGUUGCUAAGUGCAAGUAACUCGGGGACCCCUACGGAGGCCGGUACAUAUGUGAUGGGGGAAGAGGAUAGGAUGUUAAAAUUUGCCUCCCUCCUAAAAGGCGUGUUGUCGCCGAUGCCGACACAGGAAUCACUUAUCCCUGGUUGGUUUGAAGAUGUGGAAGCAACGCUAGACUCGUAUAAGGUGCCUAGUGCGUGGCGAGCAGGUCUGAUACUUCCAUUGCUUAGCGAAAAGGCGAGAGCAUUGCUGGUGAGACUUAAUUCAGCUGACCGCGCGGACUACAAAGUGCUCAAGACAAAAAUCCUCGAAGGACUAAGACUGUCUACCGCGGAAUACAAACGACUUUUUGUCAACUCCAAACCGGACAAAAGGGAGACCUGGGAGCAGUUUGCAGUAAGGCUAGAAAAUUACUUGCGCUACUAUUUGAAUAGUUGUAAAGUAACUACUUUUGAGGACUUAAUCCAAUUGAUGGUCACGGACAGAAUGAAGGAAUGCCUAUCGCCGGACGCAAAGGCUUACGUCGCGUUGAAUGAAAAGGAGAAAUUCCUUCAGCCCAAUGAACUAGCAAGACUAGCAGAGAACUUCCGCGAAAGCGUUAGAUGCAAGGCGGCAGCAGCAGCUGUAACCGGGACAGAAAGCACAGUGGAACGGAACUUCCCAAAAGGCCAGGCAAAGGCUCGCGUUAUAGAGAACGGGGGUGCAAAGCCUAAGAGGAGAGGUUGUUACAACUGCUCAUCGCUCGACCACAUUGCCAAACACUGUACUAAGAAGGCUGGAGAUUCCGCGGCGCGCAUUAAUGCAGUGAGCCUUGUAUCUGAAGAAAGCAGCAGCGAGAGUGAAAGCGAGAAUGUCGUUAUUGUCGCUAGGGUACUGCUGCCCUUAGAAGAGAGUAGCUCUCAAGAGAUGCCAAGGGAUGUAAGAGUUAAAUUACAGGAUAUGCAUGAGGUGUCUGUAAAAAAUGGUGAAGCUACUUUUCAAGCGUACGUAGACUCAGGAGCCGAGAUCACAGUUAUCCGCAAGACGAUGCUUGCGAACUACGUAAAAACAGGAUCAACAAUGAAGCUCGUCAGUGCCUUCGGAGAUGAGGUGGUCGCGGAAUUGGCGUACGUUCCGUUGAAAUUGACAGAUAGCUCGCCCUAUGUUUCCGAACAGCCCUCUGACCCAGUGUUCUUGUGCGCGUUAGUGGACCGCAUGGCUAAGAGAAUGAAUGCGCUAAUCACUCCAGAUGUGUACAAGGGGUUGUCUAGCGCAAGUGCAAAAGUAAUGGUAGAUGAGGGUGACGCUCCGGAGGAAGCGCAGAACGCUCAGGAGCACGCUGACAAUGAGGACCAUUGUGAGUCAACGACUGUGUUAGGUGUAGGGCACGAUAAGGGAUGUGAUCCUGCUGCAGGCGAUAACAACUCCCCGCGGCAGAUUUUUAUGAAUAGCCAGAGUGAGGAUGGGAGUCUUAGAGAGGCAUGGGAGCAAGCGAGAGCAGGAAAACACGGGAUGAUAGUUGUUGACGGCCUGUUAUCUCAUAGUGACUACGUAAAUGGGCGCGAAUGCAGGCAGUUAGUCCUCCCAAAAGAAAGACGUAGUGAGGUUCUACGACUGGCACAUGAUUCGGACUGGGCAGGGCACCUAGGCGAGCGAAAGACGCUGCAGCGUAUAAAGAGCUCAUUUUACUGGCCAGGUAUCACCAACGACGUGAAGCGCUAUUGCCAGAGUUGCCACCAGUGCCAAAUUAAAGCGCCAACAAGAAUGACAGACAGAGUACCGAUUGCACCGAUAGCUAGACCACGUACCCCCUUCCAAGUUAUUAACAUGGACUGUAUAGGUCCCGUUAAUCCUCCAUCAGCCUGUGGACAUCGCUACGCGCUGUGUGUGGUUGACUUAUGUACGAGAUGGACUGAGGUCGUGUGCUUGCGAGCCCUUACGGCAAAGGCUACCUGCGAAGCCCUGUUAGACAUAUUCUCGCGUCUCGGUGUACCGGAGACUAUAUGCUCGGAUCAAGGGACGAACUUUACCUCUCAUUUGACUAGGGAAUUUCUGGCACGAAUGGGCGCGACGCCGCGUUUCUCCACACCCGAUCACCCCCAGAGUAAUGGAUUAGUGGAGAGGUGGAAUGGUACCUUCAAGUCAAUGCUAUACCACACAGUCGAAAAACAUGGGCGGAACUGGGAUAAACAUGUUCCUUUCUUACUCUGGGCAUAUCGCGAAGUCCCAAAUGCGACUACGGGGGAGACACCCUUCGAAAUGAUGUAUGGGAGAGUGCCCACUGGAUCGCUAACAAUCUUGCAGAAAAUGUGGUCAGGAGAAUGGGCAGUGCCUGAUGGGCUAAGCACGUCUGCUGUAGAAUAUCUGAGCGACCUGAGGAAAAGACUUUGCGAAGCGGAAGAACGGGCGAGAGAAACAGGCAGUGCAAAUCAAGAGAACUACUGUAAUCGCUACAACCUAAGAUCGCGGGAGAAACAGUUUCAGGAAGACGACCAGGUUCUUAUUCUAGAACGGGAUGGCACCGGGAAGUUGUUGUCAAGGUGGAUAGGGCCAGUUACAGUUAUUCGACGCCUAAGACCGUACACCUAUCAGGUCAGGUUGAGUGACAAGAACUUUAGGACGGUGCACGCGAAUAAGCUCAGACCAUAUCACGCCCGAGUGAGCUCCGUAGGAGUAAUUUUCGAGGAUGAUGUAGAUUUUGGACAGGUUGAGAUGAUACCUACGAAGAAGAGAGAGCGGAACUUCAUAAAUUCAGUGGAGGCGGACCAUCUAAGCCCUGGCCAGAGAGGACAAUUGUUGUCAUUGAUCAAAACGAUGCCGCAAGUGUUCAGGGACACGCCUGGUGAAUGUAAGGUGGGCAAACAUGUGAUAAGGAUAAAACCGGGCGAGGAACCACAACGAGUGUAUCCCUACAAAAUUCCAAUGGCCUAUCGCAAAGAAGUAGAGCGACAGAUCAGUGAAUUAUUGGAAUGGGGACUGAUUUACCCCACAGAAAGCAAGUUUGCGCAUCCCAUUGUGUGCGUGAGCAAGAAAGAUGGAGGCAUGCGCCUCUGUCUAGACUAUCGCAAGCUUAACGCGAUCACGGAGCCUGACGCGUUUCCGAUGAGUCAGAGCACAGAAAUUCUGUACCAGGUAGCUCGUGCGAGAUAUAUCACAGUAAUCGAUAUGCUCAGAGGGUACUGGCAGAUCAGGUUGGAUGAGGAGUCGCAACAGUGUACAUCGUUUAUCACUCACCAUGGCCAGUACGCCUGGAAGGUGAUGCCUUACGGCCUCAGAAAUUCGGCAUCGACCUUUCAGAGAACGAUCAACGAAAUUAUGGCACCACAUGGUGAAUACGCAUGUGCGUACAUUGAUGACGUUGCGAUAUAUUCGGCUACAUGGGAGGACCACUUAGAACACCUGGCAAGAGUGUUGGGAUCAGUAGCAGCAGCGGGCUUGACAGUAAACUUGAAGAAAUGUAAGUUCGCCCAAAACAGGGUUCAUUACCUAGGGCACAUUGUAGGAUCUGGUACGCACGCCCCGGAUCCUGAACGGAUCAAGGCAGUUGAAAAUAUCGCCCGCCCCGAGACCAAGAGCCAACUUCGAAGCUUCCUCGGGAUAUGCAACUAUUACCGUGAUUAUGUGGCGCGUUAUUCGGAAAUUGUCCUUCCGCUCACUAAUAUGACGAACCGUCGCACUCCACAGAGGCUCCCGUGGAGUGAGGAGGCAACCAGAUCCUUUCAAGAAAUUAAGGAAGCCUUAGCGAACGCUCCCUCUCUUUUUGCUCCGGACCCGUCGAGAGAUUACAUUUUAGCCACUGACGCGUCAGGGUCCGCAGUUGGCGCUUGUCUCGCACAGGAACAUGAAAACGGCAGGGAAUGCCCUGUAGCGUUCCUAAGUAGGAAGCUCACGCCUGCUCAAACACGAUGGGCAACUAUCGAGCGCGAAGCGUUUGCUAUCAUAUGGUCAUUGCAACGACUCGAAACUUGGCUCUUUGGUGCCACUAUCAAGGUUGUGACGGACCACAACCCACUCAAGUACCUAACCUUGACCACCCCACAUAGUGCCAGACUGACGCGGUGGGCCCUCGCGUUGCAACGAUUCAACAUUACCAUUGUACAUAAAAAGGGAUCUCUGAAUUGUAACGCUGACGCCCUUUCGAGAUUGACCACUGCUGAUGAGCACUCUCUGGUCAUCUAUGCCUACUCAGAAGAAGAGCUCGAUGCAGCGACAGCCAGCCUUCAAAUUAGUGGCAGAAAGGAAUGCAACAAAAAGAAGAAGCCUGUUGCUUUUCUCAAUGCCGGACUGUUGCAAGAUUCGACGUCGUGGGUGCUGGACUACAAAGACCAAUGUGCAGGAUUUUAUCUAGCAGAUGAGUGCUAUGAUGUUUGGCUGGGAAACAAGAGAGGCUUGACGCUGUACGGAAGAAAACACGUCAACGAAGAGUUCCAAAAUAGUCCAGACUUCUGGGACUUUACGCUACAUCAAAUGGGCGUCCACGACCUUCCGGCACAGAUAGACUACAUUUUGAACAGAACACAAGAACGACAACUUUUAUACGUGGGUUUGUCACAAGGAGCGUCAACGUUCCUGAUAAUGAUGUCAGAACGCCCAGCAUACAACGAGAAAGUCAAAGCCGCUGCUUUCUUGGCACCAAUGUUCGACUUUGCACACGUUCAAAAUCCUUUCUUCGCUGUACCAUUCGGCGAAGAGAUUUACACAACCUUAUAUUUGGCUGGCAAACGUGAGUUGUUACCGAAGGACAUACCACUAGUGGAAACUGCUACGGGGAUCUGCAAAGGGGCAGGAAAAUACUUAUGCGCCUGGGGAGCAGACUUCGUUGGCAACCUCGAGGCAGAACAUCUAAACAAGAGCAGGAUUGGCGUUUACCUAUGUCAGUUCCCAGCAGGCACGUCAACCUUGAAUAUGCUACAUAACCACCAGGCACGUUGA
Ornithodoros turicata is the source of this 5097-nucleotide messenger RNA. RefSeq lists its product as uncharacterized. The record is from RefSeq and is a predicted model, not a curated record. The transcript has 8 exons. NCBI's taxonomy places the organism in Eukaryota, Metazoa, Arthropoda, Arachnida, Ixodida, Argasidae. Gene Ontology annotation, molecular function: nucleic acid binding. The coding region runs from base 1 to 5097 and encodes 1698 amino acids. Gene Ontology annotation, biological process: DNA integration.